Molecule: messenger RNA, 693 nt
Organism: Thyridium curvatum
Lineage: Eukaryota; Fungi; Ascomycota; Sordariomycetes; Thyridiales; Thyridiaceae
Exons: 1
Coding region: 1-693 (230 amino acids)
Source: RefSeq, a predicted model, not a curated record
AUGAACCAAACACAUUCAUUCCCUCUACUUAUCACCGUCUCUCUGGUUCUCCCAGCUGCCCAACCACCUCCACCCCUGCGAGACCUUGCCGACGUGCUCCAGCGCGCUCUCGACCCGGCCGUCCGGGUCGUGCAGCCUGCUGCCCUCGAACUCGACAAAGAAGAGGUACUGGAAGGGGCGGAUCAGGCUCGGCAGGCUGUUGAUGCUCGUCAGGUCCAGCUCGAAGCGGCGGAACGCGUCCAGCACGUCGGCCAGCGCGCCGGGGCUCUUGUGCGGCACCGUGAACGACACGAGCGUCUUGUACCGCUUCUUCCCGCGUCCUCCUCCUCCGCCUGCCUCCCCCUCCUCUUCUCCAACCUCCUCGCCGGCAGCCUCCCCCCGCCGGACGACCAGGAAGCGCGUCGUGUUGUCCUCCCUGUCCUCGAUGCAGCGCGCCAGCACAUCGAGCCCGCUCGCCGCGGCCGCCAUCUCGCUCGCGAUCGCCGCGCUGCGCCCGCUGCCGUCCCGCGCCGCCUCCUCGGCCGCCCGGCUCGUCGAGCUCACGUCGAUCGCGUCCACGCCCCGGAGGUACCGGCCCAAAAAGGCCGCCGUCUGGCCGAACGCCUGCGGGUGCGAGUAGACGCGCUCGACGUGCGACAGGUCCGCCAGGGGCUGGCCCCGCGCGGCGGUGGCGCCGGCCUGCUGCUGCUGUGA